AUGGCCGAUAUACCAACAUUCAACAAUUUGUCUCUCGGACGACAUGGCAAUGUCUUCGUUCUCACCAUGCAGAAACCACCCGAGAACCGACUCAACUCAACAUAUUGUCAAGAAAUGAUCCUAGCAUAUCGCACUAUCGAGAAGACCCUUGGCGCUGAAUCUGCAGGAGCAGUGAUCACGCGAGGAAAUGAUACCAAAUUCUGGUCUACUGGACUUGAAUUAGAGGAAUCAGAUAAGAACCCAUUUGCCAACACUGAUGGCUUCUACCCAAGCUCUAAUGAAUCAAAGCUCAUCCAUACAAUUCUCGACUUCCCAUUCCCAACAAUCGCCCUUCUCACAGGCCAUACCUUCGGCGGUGCCUGUCCACUCGCUCUAGCUCAUGAUUAUCGGAUCAUGAACUCGCGCCGGGGUUUCAUCUCGAUGCCCCCCGUGAAUCUGGGCCUGCACUUUGACGGAAUUGGUGCCUUGCCUCGUCUGAAACUGCGUCCACAGGUGGCACGUAAAAUGCUUCUUGAGGCACACCGAUGGACGGGUAAGGAAGCUUUGGAGGAUGGCAUUGUUGAUGCUGUUGCUGAGCCUGAGGAUAUGCUUGACGUGGCCCUCGAGAUGGGAGCCAAGUGGGCACCUAAGGCUCAAAUGGGAGUAUAUGCUGUGCUUCGUCAGGAGCUUUGGGGUGAUGCGAUCAAGAAGUUUCAGAGGAUUAGUUAUGUUCAUGGUCGUAUGACUUCGGCACCUGCUAAGGUCAAGAUCUGA
Penicillium nucicola is the source of this 753-nucleotide messenger RNA. Its product is annotated as enoyl-CoA hydratase/isomerase family protein. The coding region runs from base 1 to 753 and encodes 250 amino acids. Gene Ontology annotation, biological process: fatty acid beta-oxidation. Lineage: Eukaryota; Fungi; Ascomycota; Eurotiomycetes; Eurotiales; Aspergillaceae. Gene Ontology annotation, molecular function: delta(3)-delta(2)-enoyl-CoA isomerase activity; enoyl-CoA hydratase activity. The record is from RefSeq and is a predicted model, not a curated record. Gene Ontology annotation, cellular component: peroxisome. The transcript has 4 exons.